AUGUAUCUAUCCUAUCUUUUUCUAUCACCAUUCUUACUCGUUUGUUGUACAAUAUUGUCAGUACAUGCAGUAAAUUUGGACGAAAAAUGCGAUAAAUCAGUAUUAUGUACAGUACCACAUUCAAUAUGUUCAAAUUCAACAUGUGUCUGUGAUACUCCAUAUUAUUUACCAUGUAAUAUAAAUGAAUGUAAACUAAAUGCAAUAAAAUUUCGUUAUGCCGGUGAAGAAUGUCGUGUCAAUGAAAAUUGCCUUGAAUUUAGUAAAUGUGUAAAUAAAAUAUGUGUGUGUGAUGCAAAUUAUUCAAAUCAAGAGCGAGGUCUUUGCCGAAAAAGCUUUAACAUAGCAUGUGCAAAACAUGAGGAAUGUUUAUCCGGUUAUUGUUCGACGACGUGUAAAUGUGCUCCCGGUUAUGUAAUAGAUGGCAAUAAAUGCAAAUUACGUGUUCUUGAUAUUUAUUCAAAUUUCGAAGAUGCUAAAAAAGCAAAUAGUUUAUGUGAAGCUGAUGAACAAUGUCAACCAUUAAAUUCAAAUUGUUCACCUGAAUCAAAUACAACUGAUCGUUUUUGUAAAUGUAUCACUGGUUAUAAUGCUGAUUAUAAAAAACAACAAUGUGAUCCAACACGAUCCGAACAAUUAUCACCAUUAUAUAGCUCAGAAAUAUUUGAGGGUGAAUGUGUUGCAUGUAAAGAUCCAAAUGCAAUUUGUACGCGUGUUGGAAACGGCAUACCGAAAAUAAUGAUAUUUACAGAAAAAGCUUCAUAG
Didymodactylos carnosus is the source of this 762-nucleotide messenger RNA. Lineage: Eukaryota; Metazoa; Rotifera; Eurotatoria; Philodinida; Philodinidae. The record is from the annotation of a GenBank genome assembly.